Molecule: messenger RNA, 6063 nt
Organism: Hypanus sabinus (Atlantic stingray)
Lineage: Eukaryota; Metazoa; Chordata; Chondrichthyes; Myliobatiformes; Dasyatidae
Product: tumor necrosis factor alpha-induced protein 2-like
Exons: 13
Coding region: 541-2601 (686 amino acids)
Biological process (GO): exocytosis; exocyst localization
Cellular component (GO): exocyst
Molecular function (GO): SNARE binding
Source: RefSeq, a predicted model, not a curated record
CCAGGUUUUGGAGGCACUAUAGCUGUUAGUGGCAUUUUUCAUUGUCGUUACUGCCUCAGAUCAUUGCAACAUACGGUUUCAAUUAUUCAUUGACUUCUGAAUACGUCUGUUUAAAUAAAGAAGUAAAGCCGUUUUCUCGGCGGCUGGCUUUGUGAAACCGAUCAGGAUCCUGAGCGUCGUUGCUCAGGAUGAAAAAUGCUACCAAACUUGUAGGAUGACUUCAUUUGCCACAAAAAAGUCACGAUUCACAGAUUAUCGCAAGAUAUUCUUCCACUGCCUCAAGGUUUCCUUUCCCCGACCAACAGCGACGGUCGGGCGUUUCCCACGUAAAUCCCCCAUGCGGUUGAAGAGUCGUUUUCAGGUCCCAUCCCUCCGGGUAUAAAUACAGAACUGAAAAGGAUCCCGACGCGAAAGCUGCUUGUGAUUGCGACAGACCGCUGCUUUAUGGAAUCAGAUAUUUCUGUCAUAUUUGUCCUAUCUCAACAUUUAGCAAGUGUUUAACCAGUAGACGGUGGGAAUUAUAAUAAGAACAUUCGACUCAUGGUGACAUUGGAAACUAAUUUUCAGCCUGAAUCAAGACAGAAUUUGACACCAACUGGCUUUACACUGAUUUCAAAGAUGAAAAAGUUUAAGAAUCACAUAGUGGGAAACAAAAUAGCCUGUAUCGAGGAGGCUGACUGUUCAGGAAUAGGCUCUAAAUCUAAAGUGAAGAAACGCAAUAGGUUAAGGGCCAUUUUCUCAGUAUUUUCGCAUAAGAAGGAAAAAACACUUAAUUCAACAGAGGACGUUGUUGAUAUCAAUGGCAAAACCUGGGAUUCUGUAGAAGUAUUAUCAGAAUCGGACAUCAAAGAACUUAUUGAAAAAAAGCAGUAUUUUAAGGCUGACUGCCACCUCAUCAAAUUGGAACAUGAACAAUAUACUGAUGAUACAACCAAGGCUGAUGAAGAACUUGUCAAAGAGCAAAAGAAAGGAAUAGAAUCGCUGUACGAGAUACUUAGUGCUGAAAUUUUCACAGUGGCAAAAAACUCAAUGAGCAUUUCCAAGGAAAACCCGGAUCUGUUGAAGAUGGCAGUAAGAGUGAUCUUACAAGAAGAAAAAGCAGAUCAAGUAUAUCUGGAGGAAAAGGAGAAACCUGGAGCUGUUGCAGAAGUUAGGCCAAGAAGAUGGGAAACUAAAUGGUUAAAUACUAUAGAGCAAUCUGUCAAUGAAAGAUUAGGUGAGCUACCCAGUAUUCCUGAUGCUGCCAAAGUCAAAAUGCUUUCUGAGUGUUUAGUGCAGCAUCAUAAAAAACUGAAAGAGGAUUUUGACACCAUUGUGAACUGUAUCAAGCCAUGUUAUCCUCAAGAGUACAACAUAUGCAAAAAGUAUGUGGAAUAUUAUCAUAAAAAAAGUUCAUCUCUCAUGGAACUAAUCAUAGAAAGUAAACCAAAAGGAAAAGAUGUUUAUCCUUUUUUGCACUGGAUUUACUCCUGUUAUCCAAAUCUUCUCAGUACCGUCACACAAUCUGAAGAAACAAGUCAGGAAAUGUCAAAGACCUUGCUCCCAGAGAGGAUGAUCAGUCAUUUGAAAAGUGAAUACUUUACUGCCUUACAGUCAGAUACCAGAACACAUAUGUAUAAGAGUCUCUGUAUUGAAGAGGACAAAUGGAAAAGUGAAGAAGAACCAAUUGUGCUGAAUGGGUAUUACCACAGUGAGCUACCUAUUGACAUAAUCCAGAUAAUUGUAGGGGCAAUCCAGGAAACUGGAACUCUUACUAACGAGAUGGUUGACAAAACAGUUGUCAUCAUGCUGGAGGAAGCACAUUCCUUCCUGGGAAGCUUCCAGCAAUCUGCAGAGAACUUUGAGAAAUCCAAUACGAACCAAACAAACUUCAUUUCCAUUAUUAUUUUAAUCACCAACUGUUGUGAAGUUUUCAGGAAUUACAUUGACACAAGUGAGAAAAUCACAAAUACAGAAUUGACGGAGAAAGUUCGAUCACUUUUGAAUGAAAUGGAAAAAAAGACAAAAGACAUUUUGUUAAAGACUUUGUUUUGUAAAUUAAAGCCUUAUUGUAAAAAGCUGGUGACAGGAAAAUGGCUUGAGUCUUCAGAACACAUGACCAAAAUGCUUGGAAUAUUGGAGGAACAUCUUACAAAACUAGAGAAAUUGAAAGCACCCUUAUAUCAGGAUAUAUUGAGGGAAAUCCAUAAGCAGCUCAUUAUAGAAUACAUUAUAAGAAUUAUGAAGAAAAAGCUAAAUUGCAAAACAGUAAAUGAGCAGCAGAAAGUAGCAAACCAAAUAAAGAAUGAAGCCGAGCAGAUACAGAAACUCUUCUCCUUUUAUACAUCUGAAACUACGCAUCUAGAGUCUGCACUUCUUAAAAUUGCUGAAAUCAUCAGGCUUAAAGACGUUGAAGCUAUUACAAUGGAAGUUGCUGCACUUUCCCGAGACUUCCCAGACGUUCAAAAACAUCACAUUGGAGCCAUCUUAUACCUUAAAGGGAACAUGAAAAAAUCAAAUGAAAAGGAGAUUCUGAACAUUCUUAACACCCCUAUGAACAAUACAACCUCUUCUGUGGACUUGAAACUCUUCACCAGUUCGACAGUUCUAAAGGAUCUUUGAAAGUCAAGACAUCACUGGGAACCACUAUAGCGGUUUUCAAACUGCAGAUAUUUUUUAGUCUUGUCAUGAUAAAGGAUUCAAUUGCAAGAGAAUGCCUUUUCAAGUGCACAUUGUCAGCUUGUCACACUUCUGAUGUAGCACAUUCAGACAGUAUUUGUCCACCUAGAUUACAUCGCUGUGAAAUCUUUCCUUAAAUAAGCAAUCUUAUGGCUGAACGUCUGCGGAAAAGGAAAGGACUUGCAUUUUCUACGAUAACCCAUCAUCUCCCUGGGAUGUCUAAAAGUACACUGUAAGUUCCAAGUUGUCACUGAUUAACCUUAGGAAAAUGCAUGAUAAAAUUUAUGAUUUAUCUGAAUUUGAUUCUAGAAUGAAUACAUCCAUUAGAGAACAGGGCUUGGAAUUAGAGACAAUAGAAAAUCUGCAGAUGCUGGAAAUCCGAGCAACACACACAAAAUACUGGAGGAACUCAGCAGGCCAGGCAGCAUCUAGGAAAAGAGUAGAGUCGAUGUUUCGGGCCGAAACCCUUUGCCAGAAUUAGAGGUCAGGUUUCAGGUGGUGAGCAGUAGACAAUUCACAUUUAAUCGCUGCUGUGACAACCCAAUUCAUUUAAACUUAGAGAGUAGGCAAGGAGUGACAAGUUAUAUUGCCAGAUUUUGUUCCUGAUUUGCAGGAGGAAUAGUCACUUUGACUGAAAACUGGAAGACAAGCAGGCUUGAAAGAAGACAGGUGCUACAGUAAUAACAGAAAAUGUUAGAAACACUGGGUCGUCAGGAAGCAUCUGUGGAAAAGAAGCGGGUAAUAUUUCAGUUAAUGGCCAUUCAUAAGAAACAGAAAGCAAGAAAACAAUUUAGCUUAGGCAUUACAGAUCAUGUGGUUCCAUGUUGGACCAAAAGGCAAAGUUCCAAGAUUGAACUGCUUGCAGUCAGCUGAUGUUCAGAAGAUGAUUUUAAAAGCAUCAUUAAGCUUGUCUAAUGAAAGUAUAGGAAAUUGCUAUUUCCUCUAGAAAAACUGAAUGUGAUGAUUAUUUAUGAUAACAUCAGGAGCUCUUUGGUCAACUGCUCUAUAAAAAACCAGUUUAAUGAUUCAUAUUUGGUCUGAUCUUAUCAAAAGUCCACUUGGAUUUCCUUUGAAAAGAUUUAAACAAUACAUAUUCAAGGAGAUUUUAAAAAUAUGCUUCAUUUGAAAGAUGCCAUUGUUAUUGUGACCCUACUGAAUGAGAGAAUGAUUAACUGUAGAUUAGACUAUGCAGCAACAGUUGAUUCUCUUUGAAGUGGGAUCAUUUCUUGUUGUGUGGGAAAAAGGUAAGUGCUCCAGGUAGGUGGAACUCUCACAGAGAAAACUUUUAUCCCAUUCAUUUCUAAAACCUGAAGAUCAGCAUUCCUCCAUUUAUACAAUGCACUUUGCAACAAAGAACAGUAUCAAAUUCUGUUGAUGCGUAUUGUCAGUUUAUUAUAGAAUUCACAAUGCUAAUAACAAGGAAUUCUGUAACCUAUGCUAUUUUUAAGCACUUACUCCACACAUUGUAGGGCAGAAAAACAUCUAAUUAUCUGUCAGUAAAAAUACUAAUUUAUUGGCAUUUACUGUCCUGCUGUUUUAAAAAAAAGUCUUGGGCAAUCCUACUUCAAAUUAAAGCUCUUAAAUAAUAGUUUCCUUUUUCUUUUCCAAAACAUACUUACUUUCAUUAACAUAUUGGAAUAUUUUGGAGCAGGAAUUUCCAUAUUUUAAAAGCUGCUUCUGAUGAAGUUUAUUUCUCAGAUCAUCAGUUUAACUCAAUUGAAUAAAAAUUUGUUUAGGUACAGAUUUAUUUUCAUAAUUUGGAUUAUAGAGUUAAAGGCCUUCAUAUUGUGUUUAAUGGCAAAUUUCACAGUGUGUCAUAUACCGUGACAAACAUCAUUAUCAAGUGCACAAAGAACAAUAGCUACAAACACUCAGCAGAUCAAGCAGCAAGUGUUUCAGAACUAGACACUUUGUCAGAAUUGAUACUGCUUUUAUUUCAGAUUUCCAGUAAUUGCAGUAUUAUUAUAAAUUUUCAGUGUUGAGCUGCUUCUUGAGUGAACUGAUCUGUGACUACAGUAUUAUGGAGAAAAGAUUUUUUUUAAGGAACAAAAUGUACACUCGUUAUUUCAUUCUGAACCAAUGUGCUUUUUAGUGCUUAAGUAACUUCUGGCACUUACAGAGGACAUUCCAUUGUCCAAUAUUGUAGCAUGAGCUGAAUGAUUGUACUAAAAUAAUAGGCAGAGGAAUAUAAAAUGAGCACGCUACAGAUAUGCAUAUUUCACUAUCAGUCUUAUCUACGCACUGUAUUUUAAACAUUGUUGUUAGCUCCUAUAAUUAACUGCACAAGAAUUACAUUUCAAUAUGGUCAACAAAUGUGAACUAUCUGAUGCUGAGUUUCAUGUAAGUCUGAAGAAUUUUCUUCAUAUUCAGCUUAAACACCAUUCAAGUUCCUCAUACAGUAAUUUCUUUAAAAUAUUUAUGUUUAGUAUGUACUAAAUGAAAAUCUUUGCAUCAUUUUAUAAUGUAUGAAGAAUGACACAGGCACUGAAACAGUCGUAUAUGUACUCUAUAUUCAUAAUAGUUUGUGCCUUAAGCAAAAUGUCUUCAUUUAAUCUUCAAGAAUAUUACAAAAAUAAAGCUUUUUUUAAAAAACACAAUAUUUAUUGGAAGUAAUGAUGUAAUAAGGGUUAACUCCAAAUCACGGGAUGUAUUCUCAUGCUUCACUACUCAAAAUCACAAAUGCUAUAGUACUUACUUGUUCCUUGGGCUUCCCAAUGUUAUCAUCUACUUCAAAGUUCAAAGUAAAUUUAUUAUCAAAGCACAUGUAUGUCACCAAAUACAACCUUGAGAUUCAUUUUCUUGCAGGUAUACUCAAUAAAUCCAUAACAGAAUAAUAACUGUAAUAGAAUCAAUGAAAGACCGCACCAACUUGUGUAUUCAACCAGUGUGUAAAAGACACAAACUGUGCUAAUCCAAAAAGAAAGAAAUAAUAAUAAUAAAUAAACAAUAAGUAUUGAGAAUAUGAGGUGAAGAGUCCUUGAAAGUGAGUCCAUAGGUUCUGGGAACAUUUCACUAGUGGGACAAAUGAAGUUGAGUGAAGUUAUCCCCUUUAGUUCAAGAGUCUAAUGGCUGAGGGGUAAUAACUGUUCCUGAACCUGAAAGUGUUGGUCCUAAGGCACCUGUACCUUCUUCCUGAUGGCAGCAGUGAGAAGUGAGCAGGACCUGGGUAGUAGAGGUCCCUGAUGAUGGAUGCUGCUGUCCUGCAAGAACAUUUUAUGUAGGUGUACUCAAUGGUGGGGAGAGCUUUAUCUGUGAUAGACACGGCCAUAUCCACUACUUUUUGUAGGGUUUUCUGUUCAAGGGCAUUGGUGCCUCCUUGCUAGUCUGUGAUGCAACCAGUCCAACAAGGCACUCACUACAUCCAUAGUGUCUGACUGGAUAACUUUGAUUUACACACAGUACUUA